Messenger RNA from Oldenlandia corymbosa var. corymbosa, 294 nucleotides. NCBI's taxonomy places the organism in Eukaryota, Viridiplantae, Streptophyta, Magnoliopsida, Gentianales, Rubiaceae. The record is from the annotation of a GenBank genome assembly.
AUGGGAAAGCUCAUUGACUCUUACCUUGAAGCGGAAGCAAUUGAUGUAAACACUUCACUGCAGCAAGUAACGUCAUUAGCUGCAACUGUUCCGGAAAUAGCACGCCCUGAGCAUGAUGAACUUUACAAGGCAAUCAACAUCUAUCUCCAGGAGCACCCUGAUCUGACAAAAGCGGGUAAGAAGCUGUUAUGUUACAUGUUAGACAGCAAAGAGUUGUCCACCGAGAUGCAAAUGGAGGUCGUGAGGAAUGAACGAUUACCAGUGAGUUCUCUUCUUCAAUCAAGAGAGAAUUAA